GAUCAUUGGCAGGUCCGGAAGCAGGGCUGCAGGACCUCUCAGACAGGUUAUGUCACCAGCAGAGGUGGCGCCGAAGUUCCCUGCAGCCUGGAGACUAUGUACAAGAGGAAUGGUCUGAUGGCUAGCGUGUUGGUCACCUCUGCCACUCCACAGGGCAGCAGCAGCUCAGACUCACUGGAGGGCCAGAGCUGCGACUAUGCCAGCAAGAGCUACGAUGCUGUCGUCUUCGACGUUCUGAAAGUGACUCCCGAGGAGUUUGCCAGUCAGAUCACAUUGAUGGACAUCCCCGUGUUCAAAGCCAUCCAGCCAGAGGAGUUGGCCAGUUGUGGAUGGAGUAAAAAGGAGAAACACAGUCUUGCCCCCAACGUCGUGGCCUUUACCCGGAGGUUCAACCAGGUCAGUUUUUGGGUCGUACGAGAAAUUCUAACAGCACAGACUUUAAAAAUAAGGGCAGAAAUCCUGAGCCAUUUUGUGAAAAUAGCCAAGAAACUUCUAGAACUCAACAACCUUCAUUCUCUCAUGUCUGUGGUGUCAGCAUUACAAAGUGCUCCCAUCUUCAGGCUGACAAAAACCUGGGCUCUUUUGAAUCGAAAAGACAAGACUACUUUUGAGAAACUUGACUACCUGAUGUCCAAAGAAGACAACUACAAGCGAACCCGGGACUACAUCCGAAGUCUGAAGAUGGUGCCCAGCAUUCCCUAUCUAGGAAUCUACCUUCUGGACUUGAUCUACAUUGAUUCUGCAUACCCUGCCUCUGGCAGCAUCAUGGAAAACGAACAACGAUCCAACCAGAUGAACAACAUCCUCCGAAUCAUUGCCGAUUUACAAGUUUCCUGUAGCUAUGAUCAUCUCACUACUCUGCCACAUGUGCAGAAGUACCUGAAGUCUGUGCGCUACAUAGAGGAGCUCCAGAAGUUUGUAGAAGAUGAUAAUUACAAGUUGUCACUCAGAAUCGAACCAGGAAGCAGCUCUCCAAGACUAGUCUCGUCCAAGGAAGAUCUUGCAGGCCCCUCUGCUGGCUCCAGCUCAGCCAGGUUCCGCCGGAGGCCCACCUGUCCAGAUACAUCUGUGGCCGGCAGCCUCCCCACACCGCCAGUCCCCAGACACAGGAAGAGCCACAGCCUGGGCAACAAUCUGAUGUGUCAGUUGAGUGUAGUUGAAAGUAAGAGUGCGACAUUCCCAUCGGAGAAGGCCAGGCACCUGCUGGACGACAGUGUCCUAGAGUCCCGCAGCCCCCGCAGGGGCCUCACCCACACUUCCUCCACCGCCAUCACCAACGGACUCUCCCUAGGCAGUAGUGAGAGCUCAGAGUUUAGUGAAGAAAUGUCUGCAGGGCUGGAAAGCAGGGGACGUCUUUAUGCCACGCUGGGACCUAACUGGCGGGUUCCAGUUCGGAAUUCUCCCAGAACUCGGAGCUGUGUCUACAGCCCCACGAGCCCUUGCACCUGUACUGUGGGAAGCUCAGCCACUGUGCCCACUAUGGAGGGGCCUCUGAGACGGAAAACCCUGCUCAAGGAAGGCCGGAAGCCUGCACUGUCCUCAUGGACCAGGUACUGGGUUGUACUCUCAGGAGCCACCCUCCUUUACUAUGGAGCCAAGUCUUUGCGGGGUACAGACAGAAAACAUUAUAAAUCUACACCUGGCAAGAAGGUCUCCAUCGUAGGCUGGAUGGUGCAGCUGCCAGAUGACCCCGAGCACCCAGAUAUCUUCCAGCUGAAUAACCCUGACAAAGGCAAUGUUUACAAGUUCCAGACGGGCUCCCGUUUCCAUGCGAUACUGUGGCACAAGCAUUUGGAUGAUGCAUGUAAAAGCAGCAGGCCUCAGGUGCCUGCAAACCUUAUGUCCUUUGAAUGAGUAUCUGCAGGACUUGGCGAGACUACAAAGGCUUCUGAGAGCCUAGACUGGUUCUAUGGAGGAGAGCAGCUCUGGGCAUAAGCUGUGGGCCAAGGCACUGGAGCCUCAUCGCUGGACUCGAGGAAUAUGGCCAUGGCCUCACAGUCCUGGAUGGCUCCCCAGUGUGAGAUCCACCUGUCAACCCACAGCAACUCUCAUGAAUCAUUCUGCAGCAGCACCCCAUUGGGUGGCUGUCAGACCCCAAACUGCGCACCCUAUGCCCCCUCUCUGGGCCAUCGUCUGUCCACCAGCUGCUUUUGCAUCAGGGGAGCAUUUGACCCAUGUUGGGUUCUCCAUGCUUUCUGCUGCACACAGAGUGGAUGGCGUUAAUCUUCGAGAGGGCUGGAGAGCAGAGACGGGCUGCUGGACAGGCUUGUUACACCCCAAGUGCACCGGCCACUCACCCACAGGGCCGCCUCAGAUUUUGUAUACCCCUAAAGCAUCCUGUGUGUGUGCGCGCGCGGUACAUGUGUGUGUGAGCGAGUGAGUAUGAACUCUCUGAGAAACAUACAUUUUGGCACAAGACUUGUGACAUCACACACUUAUUGGCUUUGAGUCCCUGCUUGAAGCUUUAGUUACAGCCUUGUCCUCUAAGAAAAGUCUGAAGGGAGUCCAGAAGCUCCGUGUUAAGGGUCCCUUGAGUUCUUUUACUGUAAACAAACAAUGCCUUAAAUCGUGUCUUGUUUUCUGUUCCUAUGGGUGCUAUUCAUCUGGAUGGCCUGUUCCCUGGGCCCCAGGCCCUCCUGGGUCUUGUUGUUAGCCCGUCUGAGGCAGAAUCCAUUUCAGGACCGUGUACUGGGCACUGGCCUGCUUGCUCCCCACCACAGGCUUUCCUGGUGGUCCUAUGGGCCCUCCUUAUCUCGCCCACUCCUGCUAUGCUGGUGUGGGAAGCUGGGACCUUUUCUCCCAGCAGCUUGGAGGCCCCCACAGUGAUCGGUGGUCAGAAGCUGUGCCACUCCGCAUUCUCCCAUGGGGCAGAAUUACGCUCCUUUCCUCACCCUUGCCACCACUGCCAGGGCUGGCCACACUGAUUCCUGAUCACACAGGGAGCUGAGUGACAAGGAGGCCUAAGCCCCCUCAGUCUUGCCCCUAAAUGUAGUCACCAGCAAGUUCUCAUCCAAGUCCAAGGGCCCAGUUCUUGAUGACCAGGUGACAAGAGAGCCAAACCCUAGGGAGUGAGAUGUCCAGCCUCUGCAUUCAUGAACAAGGACUUAUCUGUCACCUGUUGUCAUAAGGUGAUUUUUACUUUGCACAUUUUAAUUCAAGUGUAUUGCCCUUUGUCAUCACUGAUGGAUGCUCUCUGUCCCUCUUCCUCUUCCUCCUUGAAUCUGGGUACCCUAACCCUGAGAAGAAAACCCUCAGUUUUCUGGAAAAGGCUGAAUUUCUGGGUCCCUGUGGGUAUCAUGGUUUUACACAGUAACCCAAUCAUGAAACCAUCCCAACAAUAAUGGAGAAGCUGCAGACAACACCAUAACCAUGAACUUACCACCAGAAAGCACUGCAUUACAAACAAAUGGUGACAUGUCUCUAAAACAUGGAUGACUUGAUGGGGGGAUUAGUUUUCGUCAUGGCCGUACAUUUUAGUCAAGCUUUGUUGUACUCUGAAGCUAGCCUUCCUGUGGGCAGAGCCUGGAUAUUUUCAUGCCAAGAGAAACUCCACAUGGUAAAGUUGAUGCCAUCAAGCCUUGACCACAGCUGCCUUGCACAUCCACCCCCACCAGUGGUCCAGCUGUGUGCACUAGCUGUGUGCACUGGAUUCUAUCAACAUUGCUCCAGUUAGAAUCCAGAAGAUGGACGACGGUGUCAGACACUUGAGGCACCUCCAAGCAUACUCAUUCGUGGUCCACUUUAAUCUAUUCCAACUCUGAGCCUGCCUGCCUGCCUGUUAACUCCUAGAAAGCCAGACCAUCAGCUGCUAGUCUCCUUUAGGUGUCUGCUUUGGGGCUCAUUGUUUGGGUUCUCACAUGUGCAGUGUCAAGACCUCAAAACCCCAGAACUUCAUCCCAGAACUUUCUGCCCUUUACAGAUUUGUCUUAUGAGGCUCAGUGUUUUCUUCCAGGCCUACGCUGAAAGAGCACAAUCUCAAUUAUUUUCAAAGUGUUUAAUCUUCCUAAAUGAAGCCAAACUCCCCUUCCAUAAGCAUCCUUACCAUGGACUCUUGAAGACAACUGCUUGGACUUUAUUAGUGAAAAGCCUUGUAGGACUCUUGUGAGCCUUGAAGGUAGUAGGAGAGCCCUGUAGAUGGAGUUAAAAGAUAUUUGGCUCUCCAAGCAGGGCCUUAGGCCAAGCAUACAAGCUCAGUGCUGAUAUCCUCGGCACAGCUCGUCACACAAGGCUGCAAGGGGAGGUGGCCAGGCUACAUGACAGAGUCAGUGGUCCUUUGGUGGACUCUUAGCCUGGAAGGAAGCUGUUCUGCACUUUUGCUCCACUGUCCGUAGUACACAAAUACUGUGAAACUGUUGGAGACAGACCAUGGCACCCCAAACUGAGAGCUAUAGAAUGCCGUUUAGAAACUGGGAUGGGCAGCUGGUAGAAUUAGGAAGUCCCAAGAAAAGCCUACUCACUCACAAUAAGAGUAAACCUCUGUCCCCUCUCCAGUGUACAAGUUUUGCAAUACAAGGUCAGCCAAGUGUCCGCUAGCAAGCAAGAUACCUUGUGGAGGCUGGACUUGGUGGGAAGUAUCAGAAACACUCCUACACAGCCAGUAGGAGAGUCCGGCCUUCCCCUGCCCUGGCCGAAUGCCAUGGGGCACUUGAUACUGAGCAGGUAGACACAUCCGUGGCUUGCCAACAGGCUCUCUGUAUUUCUCCUCCUUACCAAGAUGGCCAGUGUUUCUUCCAUCAGUUUACUCUUGCCUCUCAAGCCUAAGAAAGGUGUGGUGGUUUUUUGUUUGUUUUGUUGUUUAUUUUUUAAUAUCAAUUUUCAGAUGGAAAAUGAUCUGUAAAACUGGGAAGCCAUUUAUAAGCCAAGGCUGCUUUAAUCUGCACGUGGCAUCCAGAGCUUUGCAACCUCUAUUGAAUAUUGCCAAAAGCACAGCUUCUCUUCUGUGUGACCCUUAAACUGGCCCUGUGUCAUAUUGAUAUGUUGGGUGAUUUCAUGUUAUAAAACAAAACAAAAAUCCCACCCUGCACAAAGCCCUUUUGAAAGUGUAUUUAUUGCAUAAACAUUCAUAUCUCAAGUGAAUACUUCUUAUACCCCAGGCUCUACCCAGACUGAAAAAGGCUAGAAACAAGACAAAUGCAAUUUUGGCCCUUGUAGAACUUAACCAGUCAACGGCCAAGUUAUCACCUCCUCGCAAGCCACCUUGGCAAGACCCUGUCUCUCCUACUCCUCAACACAAUCGUGUGCAUUGGUUCUUCCAGGAAGACUUCACAUUGGAUGGGGAUGUUGGGAGAGUCCCGACACGGGAGGCUGGCUGGCUCUAAGCAGCCAGAUUCAGAUCUGUGUUCAAGGAUGGUUACAGGGAGGACGCCAAAGGCAGGAUGAGAGAGUAGGGUCUGAGUGCUUGCCAUAUGCACAGCCCCCGACCCCGUUUACUCUGUAACUUCAGUGUUAAUUCAUAUACAGUAUGAGUGGGAGCUGCGUGUCCCUGGGAGCCGAGGACUUGGACUUUGGUCCACCUUGUAAGCUGCUGCUGCACAAGUGUGUGUCCCAUGGACAGCCCCAAAUUGCCACUCACCGCAGCAAGGUGAUAGGUCAUCUGCCAUUUUGGAAGGACUUUGACCAUUCAGUAAUGAAAUAAUAGUAAUUCGUUUAUUAGUGAGGUAUACUCUUUAAUAAAUUUUGUGCCAAAAUGCAUGGUUUCCCACUUAGCAUUCAAAAUGUUGUAUGAAGAGUAGUUUUCACUUUCUUACAUGUUCUUCCAGGUAAACUGAAAAUGAGGUUUCACAUCUUACUUUGUUUCUUGUUCAAUCUGCUGCACCCCCUCAAGCUGUCUUUUUUCCCAGCAGACCCUGCAUGCAGUUGUGUGAGGACUUUUCUCUAACAUUUGUAAAUUGUCUCAUCUGCAAUAACCACUGAUAACAUCAUCCCUCCUUGGGAGUCUUUAGAUUUUUGGUGAAGUAUUUUGUUACCUCAGUCUUGUAUCAACUUGCUGUAUUUUUCAGCUUGUUACACUGAUAAUUGUUUCACUAAUUAAAUACUUUAAUGUACAGACAUCUUUGUUUACUUUGAAAUUAAAUGUGUUUUCCAAUGAA
This is a messenger RNA of Mus caroli (Ryukyu mouse), 6089 nucleotides long. NCBI's taxonomy places the organism in Eukaryota, Metazoa, Chordata, Mammalia, Rodentia, Muridae. The record is from RefSeq and is a predicted model, not a curated record.